Cavia porcellus (domestic guinea pig) is the source of this 8411-nucleotide messenger RNA. RefSeq names its product chemerin chemokine-like receptor 1 (gene Cmklr1). The transcript is spliced from 3 exons. The record is from RefSeq and is a predicted model, not a curated record. Gene Ontology annotation, cellular component: plasma membrane. Bases 4905 to 6026 code for a protein of 373 amino acids. Lineage: Eukaryota; Metazoa; Chordata; Mammalia; Rodentia; Caviidae. Gene Ontology annotation, molecular function: complement receptor activity; G protein-coupled receptor activity. Gene Ontology annotation, biological process: positive regulation of cytosolic calcium ion concentration; complement receptor mediated signaling pathway; inflammatory response.
GAGGUGGGGGCGGGGAGAUGGAUGCAAGAGAGCUGGCGCACUCUUCCUUGCUGGGACUGAGUGACGGGAGGGAGGAGAGUCAAAGGGACAGGGAGUGGAGCAGGGGGCGACCGCGGGCCCUGCAGCCAGGCAGAGCUCGGUUCUGGCCCUGGUUUGGCACGGGCCGCCUUGCAGAACACGGACCAGUCACAUAGCCACGUGACCUCUCUGAGCCUCAGUUUCCUUGGCUCAGGGUCACUAACGGUGUCCACUGUGUUCUUUGGCCUGUAUCAUGCACUCCACUAAUGACCUAGGGGAUUGCGUAAGGGCAGGGACAUGCAUAACACACUCAUCCUUUGUUAUAUAAAUGUUUGGCCAGUCUGAAGAAUGUAUGAACUCCUACAUGUUAGCUGUAAGAAUUUAGGUAGUAAGUGUAUUCGUUUUUGGUUGCUGCUAAACCAACAGUUACCACAAAUUAAGUGCAAAAGCCAUGAAUUUAUUUUUCCUUAGGUUCAUUUCUUAUGAUACGUAUUCUCUUAUUUAGUUUUAAAAGAUAUCAGAAGUGUUAAACCUAUUUCACCCGGCUAAAAUUAAAGCACAGUUAGGAAUAAAUUCCUUCUUGGAAGCUCUAGGGGAGAAUCAGUCUCUGUGACUUUCCUAGCUUUUGCGGGCUGCUCGUAUUCCUUGGCUCGUGGUCCCCUCCCCACUUCCAAAGCCAGGUCCAGGGCAGAGUUCUUCUCAGGAUGUGCCACUCUGGCCCCUGCCUCCCUUUUUCAUUCAUAAAGACCUGUGUGAUUACUUGGGAUCAGCUGGUUAAUCCGUGUAAUCUCCUCACCUCAAGAUGCCUGAUUUGAUGACAUCUGCAAUGUCAUCUAUGGCCUUCUUUUGCCAUAGAAGGCCUCUGUAUGAGUUGCUUUCUUGUCAUUGUGACAAAAUAGCCAACACUCAUAAUUUAGCGGAGGAGAGCUCUAUGCUGGCUCAUGGAUUUUAGAGGAUCCAGCUCACAGUUGACUGGCUCCGAGACAGGAAGGGCACGGGUGUAGGAGAGGGACACUGCUCAUGUCAUGGUGGGUAGGAAGCAGAGAGUGAAGUCAGGGCCCGGGGAAGGGUAUGCACGCUUCUAGGCCGCCCUAGUGAGCUACCACCAACCCGGCCCACCUGCUAACAGCAAGCCAGCCAGCUAUAGGCUCCUGAUCCAGUCCCUUCCCAAACUCCAUGUCUGAAUGCACGAGGCUUUGGAGGGGCCAUGCUAGAUCUAAACCCUAGAUUACCGCGGUCAGAAUGUGGGCAUCUUCGUGGGUCUGUUACUCUGCCUCCAUGGGAAGGGACAUUUCAAACUCUGCAGCGUGCCUGUUUGUCUUCUGAAUUUGCACUUGAGAGUUCAGAUGGCCAUUCUUCUACUUAUCAGCUCAGCAGUUCUCUGAGCAUCAGAAGGGAUGGGGGGGAACCACCAGCGAGGCUGUCCAGGGCCGACCGAGUGGUUACCAGGCUGGACCCAGACUUCAGUAUUGUUUUGACUGGGUUCAGACCCCUGCUUUACCACACAGGAGCUGCCAGCCAAGCAGAUGAGUUCCCUGGGCUAUGCAAAUCCCCCUCUAUCAUGAGGAUAGAAGGGGACAGCCAGAAUCUAGUGCCUGGCACCUGGUGGAAGCUCAGCAGGACACGUGAACCACGAGGCCAUGCGAUUCCCAGCUUGGGCCCUUCUGUCUCCAGCAUGAGUGACUUCCCAACAGGAGACCCUCCUGUUUCUGCCCCGGGCUGGGAGCAAGGCUGGUGUGGCUCUAGAGCUGCCAGGAGCUGAAGUCCCUGGAGGGUUCAUUGUUGUGCAGGUGUGUGCCAACCAGAUUGCGGUGACAGCUGUCCAGCCGGCACUGUGCUCUCUCUGGAAGCUACUCAGGAUCCUGAGAAGGUAGCUCAGGAUGGAUCGAUCACUGCUGUCUCCUCACUGUAACAGCCUGCUGUUCGCUGUUCUGCUAGCAAUGUGCCUCAGUUUCCCUCCUAAGUGUCCUUUGCUGCUACUGAUUGUUCCACUCCCCCUUGGCAUGCUUUAUUUAAAUACUAAGAGGGGACCAGAUCAUCAAAUCAUUUCCUCCCAUCAGGGUCUGUCCUGGGUCCCUUAUAGGCCUCUGAAUUCUCUUUGAGGCUGGAUUGACCCCCUCUCCGUGUGGAACCUUCAUCUCCAUCAGGCCUCAGAGGAGCCCCAAAUGUCACAGCUUGAAGUGACUUAAUUUGUUCAUGAUUCUGUAACACGUGGAGUUCUGCAGGGACCCCUCAUCUCCGGCCCGUGCAGUGUUGUUACAUCACCGUGGGCUGUGUUCAGUCUGGGGCUCACCUGGGCCAGGCCCACUGAAGAUGGGGUGGCGUCCUGGGAGUGUUGUCUCUCUCCAAGCAACUGCUGGACUUCACUCCCUAGAAGCUUGGGACUGCAAAAAUAGAAGCUGCCAGGUCUCUUGAGAGCUAGACCAGGGACUAGUACAGAGUCUCUUCUGUGAUUUCUUGCCUGCAGUGGAAGGUCACCAGGCCAGCCCAGUUUUAAGGAGAGGGGAAAUAGAGCUCACCUCUUGAUAAGAGGAGCGAUGUGUAUUUUGGGGGAAGGAGGCUCUAUGAGGUCCUGCUGGUUUCCCAGCUUCUUGGAAAAUAUGAAAUGUUAGAGCAGGGCCAAGAAUACAGUGUGAACAGAUAACGGCCAGCUUUCCAGGACAGGAGGAGGCCUGGGGCCCAACCUGAGAGCCAUGGUCACCCCAAGGUCACAGGGAGUGAAGCAACCCCCAGCCAGCUGGUCCCACCACCGCUUCCUGUCCUGAGUCCUGUUUCUGAUUUCCUUUGCAUUCGAGGGUUCUCAUGGGGUGCGGGCGGGAAAGCUGUGAAAAAAAAAAGCCCAUGUCGCCAGCAAGGUUGGGGAGUCGAGGUCCCCGCCCAGGCCCUGCCACGGUUUUGGGCCAAAGCAGGAAAUGGAAAGGAAGUGCUUGCGGCCAAACUAGGCCACUGGCAUUGUCCACAACCAACUUUUCUUGGCUUUUCACGGCUCAGGAUUUCUGGUCCCCUCUGUCAGGCUGGCCCCCUCACACAGAGGCCACAUUUUAUUUCUGAGCCCAACCCUGGGCCGGGGGUAAGUGAUUUUUCCUGUGUCACAGCCAGCGAGUGGCAGAAAUGGGUUUCAAAAGGGGUCUGUGGAGUGAGCAGGCCACCUCUUCUGCCCAAGGGGUGGACAUCGCCUUCUCAGGAAAAGGAAGCCCUUUUUCUUCCUGAUCUAAAUCCUUGACAGAGCAGAGGCAUCCUGUGAGUCAAGUCUGUCAGAAAGGAGACUAGAAGAAUUGCCCACAUUCCCCGAAGACUGGCCCCUGACACCAGCCCUCCCAGUCCCCCACGCUGGCCGUGUCCAGGCUGGGCUCCUGUCCAGUCCCACUUCCUGCCACCAAGGUUGCGCUCCAGGCCACUCACACCUUGGCCCAGUCCUUGCAGGCUGUUUAUAAAAUGGUACACACCCUCUGGCUUCUUGUCCACGCGUGGGGAGGGUGGGAAGUGGGGCGCAGACUUCUGCCUCACUGCCAGGAAAACUGGGGACCAGAGAGCGAGGGACAUUCAUUCCCUAAUCAUGCGGUCCUUAUUAGCUCAAUAAAGACUGUCACCGUCUAUCAGCUCCAGCAAUUUGCUCUCCAGUGGGGCCUGUAGGGAAAAUGAUUCAUCCGGGAGUUGGGGAGACCUGUGUUUGAAUCCUGGGCCUCUCAUUUCCAGUUGGGUCACCUUAGAUCUCUCUCUCUCUCUCUCUUUCUCUCUCUCUCUCUUCUUCCUUGAGUUUCCUCACUUUUAAAUCAGAAGGGAUGAUAGACCUCCUUUCUUGAGUUACGUGGUGAGAAUUAAAUGAGAUAAACCAUUAGAAAAAUGUGACAGUGGGAUAGCACUUAGUAGGUCCUUUGUCUGUGGAGCCUGCCUCAACCUUCUGAGCGUUAAAGCUAAAAACGACACACAUGAGGCCCUCGGGAAAUGCUUUCUACAAUGAGAUGGAGUCUGCUAACCGCCCCCACCUUCCUGCAACCCCUUUCCCUUACCAGCCCUGUUGUGCUGAGACUGAGCUCAGAGAGGUUGGCUGAUUCCCUGCAGCCAAACAGCUUCGCUAUUCUUAUUUCCCAGUAAAUCCUGUCCUCCAGGGUGGGCACUGCCCUUCUGCUCUGCAAUUUUUAGAGCAUUUUCUCUGUGCUCUGCCUCUGAUCCUCCCUGCACCAACGUUUCCUGGGACUGUGUAUCCACCUCAGGCCCUGUUCCCGCAGGAGCUUGUUCCCAUUCAGCAGAAAGCAGACACACUGAGGUGUGUGCAGCUGAUGGUCGCAAUGUUAAAGAUGUUGGACGCAGGUGAGGGGAGGCUUUAGGUCUGGGAUCUUCCUGGAGGCCAGAGAGAACAACCUCCUCUGCUUCAAGGUUUUGAGGGCCGAAAGUUCCUGGCUGAGGUCCCCAGGAGAAGUCUGAGUUCCAACUUCCUCACGCCUCUCCAGCCCCUCUCUGUUCCUUCCCUUUACUGUACACUGAGCAGUUGGAACAGGGACAGUUUUUUUAAUGUGACAAAACUGGACAUCAGCAGAGUCAGACUAGGGAGACAAGAGUCACUGUCUUGGCCUGCCUGUCUGUCCACUGCCUGCUGACCGUCAGCCUUUCUCGGUCAGAAAGUGGCACCGAAGUGGCUAUUCCAGCUGCAUCUGUGUUCUGAAUGAGAGCCUGGGGUCCCUGUCACUCUUGGCUGAAUGGGCAACGCUGCUUUUCAGGGCCAGGCGGCCCUGCCUCCCAUGCAUGGACCCUGGAAGUGGACAGAGGAGAGGGUGGAGCGCCAGGCCUGGUGUGGAGGAAAAGAGCGUCGCCAGGUGUCGCCAACUGUGCCCAGGGACUGACUGGCUGAGGACCCACAGAGGAGUGCUUUGGGCACCCAACAGUGAAUGAAAAUGGAGGAUGGAGGUUACAAUGAUUCUGCCUUCUACGAGGAAGACUAUCUGGAUGGUUCUGACUCCGUCGUGAUUUUGGAGGACUCCUCUCCCCAGGAAGCUGGGAUCGCCAGGAUCUUUCUGGUAGUGAUCUACAGCAUUGUCUGCUUCCUUGGGAUCGUGGGCAAUGGCCUAGUGAUUGCCAUCGCCACCUUCAAGAUGAAGAAGACGGUGAACACUGUCUGGUUCCUCAACCUGGCCGUGGCAGAUUUCCUGUUCAAUGUCUUCCUGCCUAUUCACAUAGUCUAUGCCGCCAUGGACUACCACUGGGUGUUUGGGACAGCCAUGUGCAAGAUCAGCAACUUCCUGCUCAUCCACAACAUGUACACCAGUGUCUUCCUGCUGACCGUCAUCAGCUUUGACCGCUGCAUCUCUGUGCUUCUGCCUGUCUGGUCCCAGAACCACCGCAACAUCCGGCUGGCCUACAUGGCCUGCAUUGUUAUCUGGGUGCUGGCUUUUUUCCUGAGCUCCCCAUCCCUCAUCUUCCGUGACACGGCCAAUCUGCACGGGAGAAUAUCUUGCUUCAACAACUUUAGCCUGUCUGCACCGGAGUCUUCCUCCUGGCCUGCUCACUUCCAACUGGACCCUGUGGGGCAUAACCGGCAGAUGGUGGUGACUCUCACACGCUUCUUCUGUGGCUUCCUGAUCCCCGUCUCCAUUAUCACAGUCUGCUACCUCACCAUUGUCUGCAAGUUGCACCGUAACCGCCUGGCCAAGACCAAGAAGCCCUUCAAGAUCAUCAUGACUAUCAUCGUUACCUUCUUUCUCUGCUGGUGCCCGUAUCACACACUGUACCUCCUGGAGCUCUACCACAAGGCCAUGCCUGGUGUUGUAUUCAGCCUGGGUUUGCCCAUUGCCACCGCCAUCGCCAUAGCCAACAGCUGCAUGAACCCCAUUCUGUAUGUUUUCAUGGGCCAGGACUUCAAGAAGUUCAAGGUGACCUUCUUCUCCCGCUUGGUCAAUGCUCUGAGCGAGGACACGGGCCACUCUUCCUACCCCAGCCACAGGAGCUUUACCAAGAUGUCCUCAAUGACUGAGAAAUAUUCCAUGAAUGAAAAGGAGACCAGCAUGCUGUGAACCUCUCCUGAGAAGCCCCCAGUGGGUACUCCCAACCCAGGGCUGCCCUAGGACAUUCCAAUGUUUGGUGCAUUUUGUAUGGGGUAGGCCACAUUGUGAGCUGGGAGUUCAGCACGUGGGACUUCUUUCUCUUUAAGUGGGAUGGUAGACACAGCCUGUCACAUUGCUCAUAACCGUGGACCUGCAGUCCAUGCUUUGUGGGAGACCAGCCUUACCUGAUUUGGAAGAAUAAAGGAAGAGUUCUCCAAAGCACCGCCAUGAACUGAAAUCAACACAAGGCUGUGGGAUGAGGCUAUCGUAUACCCUGGAAAUACCACCCUCUGUGAGGUCCCUAGUGUGAGCAGGGGAGGUCAAAGCCAAUCCAGGGUGAUGCAGUUUGCACUUUACCCCUUAUUCCUGUAUCAGUAGUCGGCUAGGAAGCUCCAGUCUUCCAGCCACGGCUCUGGGUUUAAGGAGUAUACCAUGCAUGGUUACCUGGGACAGCAAGAUGACAUUGGCCCGUGAGCUUUCAAGACCAUGAACUUGACUCUAAGAUGAGCUGGAAGGACAGAAACCAGAGAGGCUUUGUGGGAUCUUUGCAAGGCCAAGACAAAGGGGGCCUGCAAACAGAACUUGGGGCUUGGUGGCGGGGGAGGGGAUCAGGAAUGGUAAAGGCAGAGCAAAGGCCACGGACAUACAGCACCUUACCUAGAACUCCACAGGGCAAUGAUGCUUUGGCCAUAGGUGCUACUGGGGUGUGAGUGGUGCCAGAUCCUUGCUCCAACUUUGCAUGUGAUGACAGUUUCCUGGAGUUGCUGGACAGCUUCACUAGCCUGGCCCCCUGUAACAGAGCUCCUUCUUUUCCUAAUCCACUCAGCGCGGGCUUGGAGGUGCUCAGAAUAAACCCCGCCCCCCGGAAGUGAGCAUGCAGAGAGCAGGACUUCUGCUUCUCUCCCUUUUCCUCCAAGCCUUGUUGGAGGCCGCUGGGAAGCACAGCUUUGGGAAGCAUCCUGGGAGCGUCUCCUGAAGAGAGGAGGGGUCCCAGCCCCGACCACAGCCUGCGAUCCCGCUCCUUCAGCCAAGCUCCUGAGCUAAACCAACAACAGCCCUGUGGCCUGGCUCUUGUCAUCGUACCGGACGUUUCCUGCUGCAGGGAAGGACACUGUCUGUUCAUAAACAAGGCCAAGGCUAUCAGGGUGAAAGUGACUCACCUUUCAUUGCACACUGCAAAUCAGUGGCAGAGAUAGGAGCUGAACGAGGGUCUGACGCCUGGCUCCAGUGAUUUUCUUCUUUUCUUAAGAAUUUAUCUAUUGAGACUAUUCCAGACGAUAAUGACAACCUACAUUUAUGCACUUUCUACGUUACGUAUUUUCUAUGUAUCUCAUUUAUUCUUCACAGCAACUCCAAGUUAGGUACAGUGAUCAUUUCUCUCUUACAUGUGAGAAAUCUGGGGCUCAGAGAGGUUAAAUGGCCUGUUCAAGGGCACUUAGCUAGUCUCUGCCAGCAGCUGGAUGGCAACUUCUGUUUUCCUGCCUCCAAAGAGGCUGCAGAGUCAGGAAGCAACGAGAGAGGAUGGGGUUUUAACUAUAACUAUUGAUUCUUCAGCAGAUGGCUGAGAACAUCUUAAUGGCAAUUAAGAAGCUUUGCAAGUAGUUUUCAGAAUGAUCUUACAUAUACAGACAAGGCAUUUGGGCUCCAGUGCCCCCUAUACCAUCAGCAUUCACCCUUAUGGCUCCCAUUUUCAGCACCUUCCCCUUUCAGCAGAAAACGGGGCCGGGGGGAGGCCUGUCAGGAGGCAGCCUCUGCAGGCCCAGGGCCUUCUGGCCUCUAAGUGUCCACAUUCUGUUCUCUUCCAAGUCCCCUUGUUGCUAAGCCAAUUCUCCAACAGGAUGCAAGGAACAGAUGUGAUGUCUACCUCGAGCUGGGCCAGUCCCCAAGUUGCAGCCUGUUUGGAAUCACACUUCAUUAGAAGACAGACUGUUCCUUCCUUUUGGGUCUUGAUGCUUGUGAUGAGGCGGCUCUGAGUGGACACAAGCUGGGGACUUAAAUGCUUCAAGGAGUCUGUGCUUUUUCCACUUGAGAGCCAAAGAGGAACUGUGAAGAUGGCCCAGUGCCCUGACACCCCUGCCCUAGCUUUCAGAUGAAGCAACAGAGGCACAAGAUGGCAUAAGAUUUGUCCCAGGUCACAAAGAUGGUCACUUGGCUUGGGGAUGAUGGCACUCCCGCUGGGCUUCCUGGUUGGGCUAGGGAGCCAGGAAUUUGUGUUGUCAUCAGAAAAGCUGAUAAACAGGAGCACAGUUCAAGCCUGCUGUUUUCCCCCUCAGAGCCAACCCUCCCUUUCGUUGGCUCCCUAUUCUGACUGAAGUUUGCUGUUUAGUAUUAAAUGCAACCAUGACAUUCUCGUCA